AUGUCCAAGAACUACCAGCAAUUCCUGGCCUUGGUGUUUGCAGUCAGAGAGGUCAACAAGGACCUGGUUCUCCUUCCCAACAUCACCCUUGGCUUCCACAUCUAUGACAAUCGCAGGAUUGAGAGGAGGAUUUCUUUACUCAGCCUCUCCCUGCUCUCCAAACGAGGCCAAGUGGUUCCAGGUUAUAAAUGUAACAGGCGAGACACUCUGCUCUCUGUCAUUGGAGGUCUCAACUCCAAAUCUUCAAGGUUGAUGGCCUCCAUCUUCAGCAUCUUCAAGGUCCCACAGUAUGUGGGCUUAGUCCAGCUGCUCCUGGAUUUCCAGUGGAAUUGGGUUGGGCUUCUGGCCCCACAAAGUGACAAUGGAGAACGUUUCAUCUCAACUCUGACACCAAUGCUCAAGGAGAAGGAGAUCUGCCUGGCCUUCACUGCAAUGUACAAAUACAAUAUUCUUACUAGUACAUGGUUGGAAUUACUUCAUACUUUCAAAACCUGGUCCAAAGCUGAGAGCCCGACCAACCAUGAUGAGGCUUGGAAAGAGGAUCUCAAAUGUCCAGUCAUGGCAGAUGCAGCUCACUGUGAACCCUGCCCAGAAGACCAAUAUCCCAACAAGGACAACGAUCAAUGCAUUGCCAAGAAAAUCCACUUCCUUGCCUAUCAAGAGACCCUGGGAUACAGUUUAGUUUCACUCAUACUUUUUCUCUGUAUGACCACGUCUGCAGUCCUGGUGAUUUUCUAUAAACAUCAUGACACACCAAUCGUCAAGGCCAACAACCGAGAUCUCACCUACAUCCUCUUGAUCUCCCUCCUGCUCUGCUUCCUCUGCUCCUUCUUCUUCAUUGGUCAACCAAGGAAGAUCACCUGUCUUUUACAACAAUCUGCCUUUGCCAUUCUCUUUUCCCUUGCAGUUUCUACUGUCUUGGCAAAGACUGUCAUUGUGGUUCUGGCCUUCAUGGCCACCAAGCCAGGGAACAAGUCAAGAAAAUUGUUAGGAAAACCACUCACCAACUCCAUUGUCUUGGGCUGUCCACUCAUCCAAGCACUUCUUUGUGCCACUUGGCUGGUGAUCUCUCCCCCAGUUCCCAGCUUGGACUUCCACUCCUUGUUUGGAGAGAUUAUCCUGGAAUGUAAGGAAGGCUCAGCUUUAAUGUUUUACACUGUUCUUGUCUACCUAGGGUUUUUGGCCCUUGUCAGUUUCACAGUGGCAUUUCUGGCUAGAAAAUUACCUGACAGUUUUAAUGAAGCCAAGUUCAUUACUUUUAGCAUGCUGGUCUUUUGCAGCGUUUGGAUCAGCUUCCUCCCCACCUACCUCAGCACCAAAGGGAAGUCCAUGGUAGCCGUGGAGAUCUUCUCCAUCUUGGCCUCUGGAGGUGCUCUUUUGGCUUGUAUUUUUUCCCCCAAAUGUUACAUUAUUCUACUGAGACCUGAUCUGAAUUGUAGAGAAAACAUGAUAAGAAACAAGAAUCUCUAA
This is a messenger RNA of Protobothrops mucrosquamatus (brown spotted pit viper), 1470 nucleotides long. Its product is annotated as vomeronasal type-2 receptor 26-like. The coding region runs from base 1 to 1470 and encodes 489 amino acids. Gene Ontology annotation, molecular function: G protein-coupled receptor activity. Lineage: Eukaryota; Metazoa; Chordata; Lepidosauria; Squamata; Viperidae. Gene Ontology annotation, biological process: G protein-coupled receptor signaling pathway. The transcript is spliced from 4 exons. The record is from RefSeq and is a predicted model, not a curated record. Gene Ontology annotation, cellular component: membrane.